UUUUUGUCAUUUUUUUAUUCCCGAAUCGCCCAUCAGCUGGGCUGUGAAAGUGAAAGUCCAUCCUGUAGUUUUCCAUUCAUUUCCUGUCCUGCAUGAAUCACUGCAGUCGUCUUAACUGGGCUUGGACAUCACUUCAGAAUGACUCGAGACACUGUCAGAGCCUUUGUUGUGAUCUGCGGGAAAACACUGAAUUCCCACAAGCCCUUUCUGGAUCAUCUCACACUUUCACCCAACUUCCGUGAAGUGACCUCUGUGGACAACAGUGAUGUCAUUAUUGCCUUUGCCCCAGUUGUGUCUCGAGCUGGAACUGACAUUGAAGCAGCUCUUCAGAAGAUUCAAGGUAAAAAUAUAAACUAUAUUCUAGCCGUCCACUUUAUCAGAACGAUUAUUUAUUUCUCUCUGUUAUUCUUAUUUCUCUCUCUCCCAGCGAUCUCAGCUACCCAGCCUGUUGUUCUAGUGGUGCUCCACCACACAACUCAGCAGUAUCCAGUCGUCCCGAACAGCAGCCGGAGUGUUAACAGGAGUGAUGUGUUCACUGUGGACUGCCUGUUUAAUGAAGACCGAGGGCUGCUGAGCUGUCAGCACAACGACCAGGCACUGAAAGCAGUGAAAGAGCAUCUGGGACUAGAGGAUGGACAUCCUCCCGAGACGCAGUGGGCUUGGCAGCUACUUGUCAUGACAUCUGUCUUGCUGAGCAUCAUCCUGAUUUACUUCAUCACUCCAAAGUACAUGCCAUCUGGUUUAUUCCCUGGAUGCUUCUUCUCCUGGUGAUUCUCCUAGAGAUGCAUGGCUAUGGAAAGUGGACUCCCCUGAUAGUGAUUCUACUCUCCCUCACUGUCACUAAUAACCAAAAAAGCCAGGAUCCCCCACUUUAAACCAGUCUAGAGUUUAAAAGAGAUAAACUGACAGUAUUGCUUUGUUUGCUGAAGACCUCACAUAACCCUGCAACUGAAAACGUCAUGAAAAUAUAAAUGUGUAGUAAAGAAAAACAAUGCAUGAUUAAUAAUCAAUAUCCAUUCACUGACAUUAACAUGCUAAUGCACCAAUUAAUAUAUAAGCAGUUACUGUAUGAAGAUGGAAGGUAAACUAGACUGUGUGCUGGAUCAGU
Messenger RNA from Colossoma macropomum (tambaqui), 1108 nucleotides. RefSeq lists its product as uncharacterized. Bases 139 to 771 code for a protein of 210 amino acids. Lineage: Eukaryota; Metazoa; Chordata; Actinopteri; Characiformes; Serrasalmidae. The transcript is spliced from 3 exons. The record is from RefSeq and is a predicted model, not a curated record.